Messenger RNA from Lolium perenne, 1921 nucleotides. Its product is annotated as probable BOI-related E3 ubiquitin-protein ligase 3. The record is from RefSeq and is a predicted model, not a curated record. Lineage: Eukaryota; Viridiplantae; Streptophyta; Magnoliopsida; Poales; Poaceae. Gene Ontology annotation, molecular function: ubiquitin-protein transferase activity.
CCUGGUCGUGCACACGUACAAAACCUGCCUCCCCACUCUCUCUGCCCAUCAGUUUCCCUGCCCCUCGCGUCAUCUCUUCUCUCGCCCUAUCGUGUCCCUGGCCAUGGCCGUGCAGGCGCAGCAUGUCUCCCGUGCCUUCCACCACCACCUCCACUCCUACAGAGUUCUGGAGGACGGGGCGACGGGUGCCUCUUUGUUCCAGGACGAGCGCGGCGGGUGCGCGCUGGCGAUGGCCGGGAUUGGCAACGCGAUGCCGAGCGACGUCCCCAGAAGCGAUCUCACCUGCAACGACAACAACCACAACUACGCUUUCGUGCCGAGGAAGCGGGCGCGCGUGGUGGCGGCGGCGGCGCCUGGUUUGAUGGACGAGCAACCGCGCGGCGUUAGAACGGCUGCGGCGGCGCAGGGGUUUGUGCCCGUCGGCGAUAUGGCGAGCAGGUCGAUGGGUUCCGGAGUCGCGUCAACCAGCGGGAUGAGUGGCAAUGCCAACGCCGGCUUGUCGCAGGGCCUCCUGUCGCAUCUGUACAACCAGGGAAUGGAGAUCGACGCACUCGUGCAAGUCGAGACCGAGCGGAUGCGGGCGGGACUGGACGAGGCGUGGCGGCGGCACGUCCGGGCGCUGGUGGCGGCGGCCGAGCGUGCCGCGGCGGUGCGGCUGCGGGCUGCGGAGGCUACGCUGGAGCUCGCGCGCUGCCGCAACGCGGAGAUGGAGGAGAGGCUGCGCCAGAUCGGCGCGGAGGGCCAGGCCUGGAUAGGCGUCGCGCAGAGCCACGAGGCCGUCGCCGCGGAACUCCGCGCUACCCUCGACCAGCUCCUCCAGUCCCGUUGCGCCGCCGGGGAGGGCGACGCCGAGGACGUGCAAUCGUGCUGCUUCGAGACCCCCGCGUGCGGCAACGCCAGCGCCGACGACGCGGCGUCGAUUGCAACGGCGGCGGCGUGCAGGGCAUGCGGCCAGGGUGGGGCGUGCGUGCUGGUAUUGCCGUGCCGUCACCUGAGCCUGUGCCGCGCGUGCGACGCCAGCGUGGACACGUGCCCCGUGUGUGCGGCCACCAAGAACGCCUCGCUGCAUGUCCUGCUCUGCUGACGCCUCAAGCUGUGGAAGCCGUGGUCUAUCUUCCGUUUACAGGGUCGAACGGAUGUACUUCAGUAGAAGCCGAGUUUUUCCCCUGAACUUUGAAGAAGCGAAGUUUUGGUUAAGGAAUAGCAGUGCUCUUUUAUCAUCUCAACAAUUUUGUAUGGUCAAAGACUCGGGGUUUUGGCUAGAAGAAAUUCUGUCAGUGAGGCUCCGAAGAAUGCUACCUGCUCGGAAUUACACAAUUGGCUUGCGUGGAAUUGUUGGAGAUCCAAUCAUGUCACCAAUGCACCCUGAAUUCUACUGAAAAGGUUAUUUUAGAAAUAGCACAGUAUAUAUCAAAGUGGGAAUGUCACAUUGAGCAGUAUGUUUGAAACUCUGGAUCAUUCAAGAAAUUGGUUUCGUGGAAAUUCGAAUGACAACAUAUGAUGAUGACUGUUGGAGCCCUCAGUCCUCAGCAUGGUAUGGUCAGGAUUCAGGAACUCAGGAUGCAGCAUGGUUGGUCCGUGAGAAUCAUCCCAAUGGCCGCCUUCUGCCCUCUGAACUUGGCGCUGGGUCAAAGUGGGGGUGUGCAGACGUGUUCGAAGGAUCGGCGGCUCGUUGUGGAAGAUCGUGGAAUAGGACAAGGUUUUGUUCGCACGUCUGAUUCCGGCGUGGAAAUGCGGAUCGGAUGAAGUUGUUAGAAGUGACGGAAGCUAUUGCGAUAUGAAGAACAUGACUGAUUGAUUGAUUGAUGACAUGGUGCUUGUAAUAUCCCAGUAUUUGGGGUUACAAAAAAUAGAGUAAACAGAUGUGUGCAUUGCAUUCAUGCAUAGAAAAUCCGAGAAAUUUUCGCGCUUUUGUUUAAAA